Messenger RNA from Cavenderia fasciculata, 186 nucleotides. RefSeq lists its product as uncharacterized. NCBI's taxonomy places the organism in Eukaryota, Evosea, Eumycetozoa, Acytosteliales, Cavenderiaceae. The transcript has 2 exons. The record is from RefSeq and is a predicted model, not a curated record. The coding region runs from base 1 to 186 and encodes 61 amino acids.
AUGAUUAAAAAGAAAGAAAGAAACCGUUUACGUUUAACGCAAAGACAUAAAAAUCUCCGACCGACUUUGCGUUGCUACAAAAACCUAGGUCUCUCUUGGGAUCUGCCCUCUACAAACUUUGAAGUUGAUGAGAUGAUCGACACCCUUUACCCAAAAAAGAAAAAGAAAUAUAAAGAUAUUGAAUAA